Vigna radiata var. radiata (mung bean) is the source of this 654-nucleotide messenger RNA. Its product is annotated as cyclin-dependent protein kinase inhibitor SMR5-like. NCBI's taxonomy places the organism in Eukaryota, Viridiplantae, Streptophyta, Magnoliopsida, Fabales, Fabaceae. Gene Ontology annotation, biological process: regulation of DNA endoreduplication. The coding region runs from base 79 to 312 and encodes 77 amino acids. The record is from RefSeq and is a predicted model, not a curated record. The transcript has a single exon.
CCAAAAACCACUCACUACUCAUCUUCCACUUGUUCCAUUCCCUCUUAUCAAACAUACUUGUAAUAUCAUCAUCACAAUAUGAACGGUGCCGCCGUCCUUGCAGAGGAAGAAACUCACGCCGCCGCCCGUUGUUCCACUCCCAACCGCUUAGACUGCCGUAUACCGGCGGCGUUGGCACCCCCACCGCCCCCAAAGAAAAAGCCUUUUUCUUUUGGGAAGAAAAGACAGCCACCUAAAAGUGGUUACUUCCACCCACCUGAUCUCGACCAGCUCUUCUCUCUUGUGCUGCCAACUACAACUGCUUUUAACUGACACUCUUCUCUAGUUCUCUUCCAAACCCAACUGUUUUUUUGGGGUUGUGUUUUGUAUUGUGGAAAAGCUAAUGUUGUUAUAUGUGACUGGUGUAAAUAUAUAAUAUUUUUCCUUCUAGACUCUGUUGUCUGUUACUAUGGUUGGGUUUGUACAGAACAUGCACCACGCAGCCCCCUGAGUAGCUUGUUUAACUUCCCUAGUGAUGGGAUUUGUAUUUAUACAUAGCUGAAAUUUUCCUUAUUUUGUACAACCUUAAACGGCUCUUUCUCCGUCAUUCUCUUGUAUGUUGCCAACAUAAUUCAUGCAAGUUAGAAAAUAAAUAAAUUUUGUAUUUUAAUCAAA